Messenger RNA from Brassica napus (rape), 724 nucleotides. RefSeq names its product homeobox-leucine zipper protein HDG2-like. The transcript has a single exon. Lineage: Eukaryota; Viridiplantae; Streptophyta; Magnoliopsida; Brassicales; Brassicaceae. The record is from RefSeq and is a predicted model, not a curated record. The coding region runs from base 38 to 616 and encodes 192 amino acids.
UUAAGUUUACAAAUGUAACAGGUGACUUGGGUGGAACAUGUGGAAGUUGAUGACAGAGGAGUUCAUGACUUAUAUAAGCACAUGGUUAGUAGGUCAUGCCUUUGGUGCUAAACGCUGGGUAGCUAUUCUUGACCGCCAAUGCGAGAGGUUAGCUAGCGUCAUGGCAACAAAAAUUUCCUCAGGAGAAUUCGAAGUUGGCGGUACAAAUAUAUUACUUGUUUCACAAGUAAUCUCUCUGAAUCAUUUUAGAAGCAGAGUUAUAGUGUACUAUAUUGAUGAAUGUGCAGUGAUAACUAAUCAAGAAGGGAGGAUGAGUAUGCUGAAACUGGCGGAGAGGAUGGUUAUAAGCUUUUGUGCAGGAGUGAGUGCUUCAACUGCUCACACAUGGACUACAUUGUCUGGUACAGGAGCUGAAGAUGUUAGAGUGAUGACCAGAAAGAGUGUGGAUGAUCCAGGAAGGCCUCCGGGUAUUGUUCUUAGUGCAGCUAUUUCGUUUGGGAUCCCUGUUCCUCCAAAGAGAGUUUUUGACUUCCUCAGAGAUGAGAAUUUAAGAAAUGAGGUAACCCUUUUAGUUACUAACAACUUGGUUUUUGACUUGGAACAGAGUUUUAAUUAAAGUCUUCAAUAGAAUAGUAAUGAAAUAAAAUUUUACAAACCAAAUGAAAAUCAAAUAUCAAAGUAAUAUUUAAUUUCAAAUUAAAGUUCAAUAUUCUAAAUUUAAAUU